AUCUGCGAGAGAGGAGGAGGGAGGGGGUAUUCCGAGCCUGGAGCGCUUGGCGUCGAGGGGCGACGGGGGAAGUGUUGCUUUUCUCUCUUUCAAUUAUCUUGAUUAAUGAGUUGUCGCUGAGGGAAGAAAAAUAAGCGCAGCAGCAGCACCGGGAAGGCCAAGGCGGGCAGCGCGGGCAGCCCCACCGCCGAGAGCCACCAACCCCUCCUCUCCAAACGCCCCCGCCUUUCCUCGCCUCCCGCGUCGGACCUUUACUUCCCCGCCCAUGGAGACCCCUCUGCUCCCCUCCCCCUGACUUAACCCCACCAGGUCAACCUCAGCCGACGACUUCCAAGGCCUGGGAAAAGGCGCUAUACCAGUUCAGGGUCUCGCCAUUGAAACCUCGUGGACACUUCCGACGGAGCCGGUGGAACCGACUUCCAAUGGCGAGGAGGAUCCCAGGCGCUGGACCCCCCCCCCCAUAUAAUCUGUUAGAUGCGACGAAAGAAACAGCCCCCGACGUGAGAAGCGCGUUGACCUGCGCCCGUGCGUGCGCCCCGAGGAGCCGCGGGUCGCCUCCGGCCCUCCACGGCCAGGCCCGGCCGCUGGGACGAUGGGGAGCAAAGCGCUGCCGGCGCCGAUCCCGCUGCACCCGUCUCUGCAGCUGACCAACUACUCCUUCCUCCAGGCCGUCAACACCUUCCCGGCCGCCGUGGACCACCUGCAAGGCCUGUACGGCCUGAGCGCCGUGCACACGAUGCACAUGAACCACUGGACGCUGGGCUGCUACGCCGCGGCCGCCGCCACGGCCGGAGGCGGCGGCGGCCCGGCCGAGAUCAGCCGCUGCUCGGCGCUGAGCGAGAUGGCGGCGGCGCAGGGCCUGGUGGAGCGCUUCCCCUUCCCGGCGCUGCCCUUCGCCACGCACCUCUUCCACCCCAAGCAGGCGGCCGCCAUCGCGCACGUCCUGCCGGCGCUGCGCAAGGAGCGGCCGCGCUUUGACUUCGCCAACCUGGCGGCGGCGGCCACGCAGGAGGACCCGCCCAAGGCGCACCAGGCCGCGGCGGCGGCGCACGGCGAGCUGGCCAAGCUGAGCGGCCCCCUGUCGGCGGCGCUGGGCAAGCUCUCCCCGGACCGGAAGCCGGCGCGCGGCAGGCUGCCUUCCAAGACCAAGAAGGAGUUCAUCUGCAAGUUCUGCGGGCGCCACUUCACCAAGUCCUACAACCUGCUCAUCCACGAGAGGACCCACACGGACGAGCGGCCCUACACGUGCGACAUCUGCCACAAGGCCUUCCGGAGGCAGGACCACCUCCGCGACCACAGGUAUAUCCAUUCCAAAGAAAAACCGUUCAAAUGUCAGGAAUGUGGGAAAGGAUUUUGCCAGUCCAGGACUCUAGCAGUUCAUAAAACUUUACACAUGCAGGAAUCUCCACACAAAUGCCCCACAUGUGGAAGAACCUUUAAUCAAAGAAGUAACCUGAAAACUCACCUUCUCACCCAUACAGACAUCAAGCCCUACAACUGUGAGCAGUGCGGCAAAGUGUUCAGGCGAAACUGUGAUCUGCGGAGGCACAGUCUAACUCACACCCCGCGGCAGGACUUCUAGAACCCUCCACAGGGAGCUAACUCUGGCUCAAAGGACUUGAACUGUAGAGAAAUCUUUAAGCCCAUGCACAUGUGGACAGAUGUAUGCAGGGCCCCAUCCUCCCUCCCUUGGCUCCUGCCAAAAGCAGCUGGGGUGGGCAGCACAGGGGAAGUGACAGCAGCCCCAAUCUGCUUUCCUCGGCCCAAGAGCACCUCUUGUAGAUAAUAACAUCGCAGCUCAUUUUAGAGCUCUGUACAGAAACUGUGGCGUCAUGUGUGUUUGUGUACUUCCUUUUUUUUUUUUUGUCUUACCAAAUGCACAUUGGUAACAAGGACAACGAGAGUGAAAAAAUAUUUUUAAAAAGUGUAUUGCAAAGUAAACCAGUUUCCCCCCAACUCUCUCACGUUUGAUAAUUAAUGAUUCCACGGACAGUGUGGUUAUUCAGUCCUUCUUUUCGUGUCAGUUAAAAAUCAGGAGAGUCCGGUAACUGAAAGGUAAAUGGCAUUUCUACUUAA
Molecule: messenger RNA, 2076 nt
Organism: Podarcis muralis (Common wall lizard)
Lineage: Eukaryota; Metazoa; Chordata; Lepidosauria; Squamata; Lacertidae
Source: RefSeq, a predicted model, not a curated record